Messenger RNA from Aspergillus uvarum CBS 121591, 2012 nucleotides. RefSeq names its product Zn(II)2Cys6 transcription factor. Bases 158 to 1678 code for a protein of 506 amino acids. The transcript is spliced from 6 exons. Gene Ontology annotation, molecular function: zinc ion binding; transcription cis-regulatory region binding; DNA-binding transcription factor activity, RNA polymerase II-specific. Gene Ontology annotation, cellular component: nucleus. Gene Ontology annotation, biological process: positive regulation of transcription by RNA polymerase II. The record is from RefSeq and is a predicted model, not a curated record. Lineage: Eukaryota; Fungi; Ascomycota; Eurotiomycetes; Eurotiales; Aspergillaceae.
GAGGAACACCACCAUCACAGACUGUGUGAUCAUUCUUAGAACCUCGUAUGUGAUUCUGUGGCUUAUACGGGUGAUGUCAUCGCGUUGAACUACUGGUGUCGCGUGGACAGCUGCGAAAGAACUGUCGUACGGUGAACGCCCAUGAGCGGACGGCAGAAUGCCACGAGCUGGUCCGGCAUGCUUAACGUGCCGGGAAAAAUGCCGCAAGUGCGAUCGUGGUCGACCAAGCUGUGAACGCUGUAUCUCCAAAGGGUUGGUAUGCGGAGGAUACCCAGAGCAGUUCAGAUUUUGUGGUAUCGCUAGUCGAGGAAAGUGGAAAGGGGCACGUAUACCUGUCAGCAACAGAGCCUUGACCAGAGAACAGUUUUCCGCAACAGAAGGGUUAUCGGACGGUGUCACAGGAUCAACUUCGGUGGCUAUGGCUGGAGACAGCUCGAGAUCCCCCACUAAAGAAUCAUCUAUCUCCGAUGAUUCCAACCAGCCGCUGGCCGAGCUUUCAGACGACAUUAGCACAAUCCUUGUAUUACCUCUCACAGAGAGGCUAUUGACGCAUUACGAUAAAGUCAUCUGUCCUCAUCAGAUUGCCGAGGUUGGGGAUAAUGACAACAAUCCAUAUAGAGCAUUCAUCCUCCCAUUAGCACGGAAACAGAUCGGCCUGUUAUACGCAGUUCUAGGAUUAUCUGCCUCCCAUCUUGGCAGGCUCAUAGGGGACGAAGUAAUGCACGAAGCUACUGCCGUGGAAUAUCGAUUGAAAGCAAUACGCGCAUUGAGUGGGGAAAUUCGAAAGAGCCAGCGGACAUCACUGCGAGAAGAGGAACAGGAUACAGUCCUCGCUAUAAUCCAACUUUUGCUACUCCACGAUAUAAGCGAAUCAGGGGUAUCUUCUCAUGGAAUCCACAUCACAGGAGCCAUGUCCGUAUAUAAACAAUUGAUUGCCGACGGAUUGAAUGGCCGCCGACAGCGCGCGGUCUUCUUUCUGGGAAACUUGGCUUGGCUUGACAUCGUCCGAGCAUUUGCUGGCGCCGAACGGAUGUGCUUCUCCCAGGACGUUCGAGACCUGGUCGCCUAUGCAUGCGAUGACAUGUUCGAGCAGGUCAAUGGAGUCCCGCGUGAAAUCUUUCUAAUCAUUGGCGAUGCAUUGGAGAAGUCAAAAGAACACAUGCUGGGCUGGCUGUCAUGGGAUGAGUAUCAACUUGCCUUGCACCUGGCCAAGCAGAAGCUUUAUUCGUGGAACCCUCACUGCAGGACUUAUCCUACAUCGGAUCCCUUAUGGAUGGCUAUAGCAGAAGCCUACAAAUUUGCGUGCGUGCUGCGUAUACUACGCUUAAUGGACCCGCAUAGACCAGCUCGCGACUCGGAGAUACAGGAGUGUGUGAUAAAGAUCCUCGACGCGACAGCGAUGAUCUCAUCCGAUUGCUCAGUCAUAGAGCUUGUCGUGUUACCUCUAUUCAUGGCCGGAGCGGACUGUCUGUCGCCUCAUUCGCGGUAUUAUAUCCUGGGGAGACUGCGCGAAAUUGAGAGAAGGUCUGAGUUCCGGAACCCGGUACCGAACGACUUGUUGAAAAAGGUCUGGGAUGCACGCGCGGCUCAAAGUGCCGACGAUGAUACAAACAUAUCAUGGACGACCUUUACACAGGCGCCCGGGCUGGUACGGCCGCAUGAUUAUCUUAUACUUUGAUCAACUGGGUAAAUGGUACUGCGUACGUAAACGAGCUCAAUCAUUAGCAAUAUGGCACCCAAAGCUUGUGUGUUGUACAGGUCAUGUUUGUGGAGGUGGUCAUACUGGAACAUUCUUUAGACAUCACUCACUGAAACAGUUAGAGCGUGCUGCAAAUAUGGUUUGAUUGAUGGGAAAAUAUCUAGCGCGAUUGUGAUCAUCAUAGAGAGAUACCGAUGUGGAUAUAGUUUGUCUCACUCCGCCCCAAGCUCUUUUGGCUGCUGGUCAGGAUCCAUGCUUGUUUCUAUCUUGCGUAUUAUGCGAGCAGGAUUCCCUGCGACGAAAUGGAACGGUG